AUGACCCGGUUCGACUGGGAGGGAACGUCAAACAAGGAUGCCAUUCUCUUACCUCAUGUCGUGAGCGCCUUCUCCGAUUGUGUUCAUGCAUGGGGCAGUCUCGAGUACCUGACCUGCCCCGUCCUCGACAAUGGCGCCGUACGGCAUCUUUCGUCCUUAAAAUCCUUUGAGAAGCUCUCGACCACUCUUAGCAGCGCACUCACACUGUUCAGCCCGCCUCAUCAUUCUCUAUCGACCAUCACAAACUUCAUCAAACUUAUUGAGAUCGCACCCACUGGCGUCCAGCUCAUUGCAGACACCGCCUCCGCAUCUGCACUCGCAGACCUUCUACAGACGCUGUCAACACAGUGCGAUGCGAUCAAGUUAAACACGCUAUAUAUCUCCGAACACGGCUUAACCGAUCAGUCGCCGCAGACAGCGGGAGGUCGCUUGGAACUAACCCGCACGACGCUCGAACCAGCGUUCAAGUUCAAAAACUUAACUAUGGUCCAGCUCAACACCACUCGAGAAGUCUUGCUGGACGACGCAGCCCUCAUAGAUAUAGCGGACGCGUGGCCGAAGCUCAUAGCCCUCGGUAUCAACCCGCAGUUUGCAUGGCGAGUCCGUCCUCGUGUUACCCUACGCGGCCUGCGUGCAUUCCUAGCUCGCCUUCCCAGCCUCAAGGUCCUCGAUAUUGCAUUCGAUGCGACGAUCCCCUUUAGCUCCGGUCACGGUAUAUCCGAGGAUAUUAACAUGGUUUAUGAUCCUAAGCCGCUUUGCUCGCUCAACUUGCUCAACUCGUGGAUCGACGAGGCAAACAUAGUUGAGGUAGCGAAUUUCUUCAGCUGCAUCUCGUUUCCGGACCUUCGGGAUUUCGGAGCUUGGGCCUUCGGAGUGGCAAUGGUCGAGGGAAGGAUCAACGUGGAGGAUAUUAUGAAUGCAGGGAGCCAGCAGAAGCUAUGGAUGCGUGUUCGAGAGAGGAUCAACGCUCAGCGUCGCAGCAGGGGUCUAGUGGAAGUAUCGGAGUGA
Messenger RNA from Coniophora puteana RWD-64-598 SS2, 1008 nucleotides. RefSeq lists its product as uncharacterized. NCBI's taxonomy places the organism in Eukaryota, Fungi, Basidiomycota, Agaricomycetes, Boletales, Coniophoraceae. The transcript has 2 exons. Bases 1 to 1008 code for a protein of 335 amino acids. The record is from RefSeq and is a predicted model, not a curated record.